AUGUUGUGUCGUGGUAUUAUAAAGAAUGUGGCGCUACGGUCAUCUCCUAUGACUAAGUUUAGGAGGUCUCUCUCUUCAUAUUAUGAAUUAUUCCCUAAAACGUUUCAGAACAAGAAACCUGUCUGGGAGAUAGACCAAGCUAAGUUACGUAAGGAGUAUAGGUCUCUUCAAGCUCAGUUUCACCCGGAUGUCGUAAAGGAAGGAUCAGAGGAUCAAUCAUCACUGUUGAAUAAAGCUUAUCACACAUUAAAAGCACCCUUAACAAGGUCACAAUAUCUAAUAAAAAUUCUUAAUGAGAUUGAUUUAAGAAAUGAUGAAGUUAAAAAACAAAUUACGAAUAGUGAUCCUGAAUUGUUAAUGAAAAUUAUCGAUAUUCAUGAAGAACUCUCUGAAUGUGAAGCUGAAGAAGAGGUUCGUACCAUUGAAAAGGAGAAUAAGACUCGUAUAAGGGAGAUUGAAACACAACUGAAUAAAGCAUUUGCAGAAUCAGAUUUCAAGACAGCGAUUAAAUUGACGGUAGAAUUGAAGUAUUGGACAAACUUAGAAUUAGCCAUUAAGGAAUGGGCUCCUGGGAAACCUAUCGAAUUGGUUCAUUGA
Messenger RNA from Maudiozyma saulgeensis, 597 nucleotides. The record is from the annotation of a GenBank genome assembly. Lineage: Eukaryota; Fungi; Ascomycota; Saccharomycetes; Saccharomycetales; Saccharomycetaceae.